Messenger RNA from Penicillium daleae, 1851 nucleotides. RefSeq names its product purple acid phosphatase family protein. The coding region runs from base 1 to 1851 and encodes 616 amino acids. The transcript is spliced from 4 exons. Lineage: Eukaryota; Fungi; Ascomycota; Eurotiomycetes; Eurotiales; Aspergillaceae. The record is from RefSeq and is a predicted model, not a curated record. Gene Ontology annotation, molecular function: acid phosphatase activity; metal ion binding.
AUGAAGGCUACCACUGCUUCUGUCUUGUUGGCGCUGUCCGCAGCCGUCAAUGGCCGUCCUACCGUCGACACCGAGUACCCCUACACGGGCCCGGAUGUCCCAGUGGGCGACUGGGUUGAUCCCACCGUCAAUGGCAACGGCAAGGGAUUCCCUCGUCUGGUUGAGCCGCCUGCCGUGAAGCCUGGCCGCGCCAACCCCACCAACAAUGUCAAUGUGAUCUCGCUGUCCUACGUUCCCGAUGGCAUUCACAUUCACUACCAGACUCCCUUUGGUCUGGGUCGCGCUCCAGAGGUCAAGUAUGGAGAGCACCCUAAGAGCCUGAACAUGGUCGCCUCGGGCUUCUCCCACACCUAUGACCGCACUCCUUCCUGUUCCCAGGUCAAGGCCGUCACCCAGUGCAGUCAAUUCUUCCACGAGGUCUCGCUCGACCACCUCCACCCCGGCACUACCUACUAUUACCAGAUUCCUGCUGCCAAUGGCACCACCGAGUCUGAGGUCUUGAGCUUCAAGACCGCCCAGAAGGCUGGUGACUCCAAAGAGUUCAGUGUCGCCGUUAUCAACGACAUGGGAUACACCAAUGCUCAUGGUACUCACAAGUAUCUGGUUCAGGCUGCUAACGAGGGUACCGCUUUCGCUUGGCACGGUGGAGAUAUCAGCUACGCUGAUGACUGGUAUUCGGGCAUCCUGCCCUGCGCCGAUGACUGGCCCGUUUGUUACAACGGUACCAGCACUACUCUGCCCGGUAGUACUCCCCUCCCAGAUGAGUACAAGCAGCCUCUUCCCAAGGGCGAGAUUCCCAACCAGGGUGGCCCCCUGGGUGGCGAUAUGAGCGUCCUCUACGAGUCUAACUGGGAUCUGUGGCAGCAGUGGAUGGGUGAUGUCACUAAGAAGAUUCCUUACAUGGUUAUGCCCGGUAACCACGAGGCUGCUUGCGCCGAGUUUGACGGUCCCGGCAAUGUCCUUACUUCUUACCUGAACGACAACAAGCCCAACACCACUGCUGCUAAGGAUGGUCUGACCUACUACAGCUGCCCGCCUUCCCAGAGAAACUUCACUGCCUACCAGCACCGUUUCCGCAUGCCCGGUAAGGAGAGCAACGGUGUUGGCAACUUCUGGUACUCCUUCGACUACGGUCUCGCCCACUUCAUCUCCUUGGACGGCGAAACCGACUUCGCCAACAGCCCCGAGUGGUCCUUUGCCGAGGAUAUCUCCGGCAACGAAACCCACCCCAAGGAGUCCGAGACCUUCAUCACUGACAGCGGUCCCUUUGGUGCUGUCGAUGGCAGUGCCAAUGACACCAAGUCUUAUGAGCAGUAUAAGUGGUUGAAGAAGGAUCUGGAGAGUGUGGACCGCAAGAAGACCCCCUGGGUCAUUGCCAUGAGCCACCGUCCCAUGUACAGCUCUUCCUUCUCGUCUUACGAGCUGCACGUCCGCCAGGCAUUCGAGAGCCUGCUGCUCGAAAACGGCGUGGACGCUUAUGUUUCUGGUCACAUCCACUGGUACGAGCGUCUCUUCCCUCUCGGCAACAACGGUACCAUCGACACUGCAUCCAUUAUCAACAACAACACCUACCGUACCAACCCCGGCAAAUCCAUGACUCACAUCAUCAACGGUGCCGCCGGCAAUAUCGAGAGCCACAGCGUGCUCAGCUCCGGACAGAGUCAGCAGAACAUCACUGCCGUCCUCAACACCAAGAACUUUGGCUUCACCAAGCUGACGGUCGUUAACUCGACUGCUCUCAAGUGGGAGUACAUCAGCGGAGAUGACGGCAAGGUUGCCGAUUCUCUGAUGCUGCUGAAGCCGGCUGGUGGGCACUACCAGGCGCCUGGCAAGAGGGCGGUCGCCUUUUAA